AUGUCUUCCUCCGACUCAAAGCUCUUCGCGCCGUUUAAACUCGGUCAUCUCGCACUUCAGCACAGAAUCGCUCUUGCGCCUCUUACGCGCUGCCGUGCGAAUGACAUGCACGAGCACACUGAUCUUGCCGUCGAGUACUACGGGCAGCGCGCUAGUACGCCUGGUACGCUCAUGAUCACGGAAGGAACUUUCAUCUCUUCUCGCGCCGGCGGGUAUCCCAAUGUCCCCGGUAUAUGGAGCGAAGCGCAGAUUGCCGCAUGGAACAAGGUCACGGAUGCGGUCCAUGCGAAGGGCUCGUUCAUCGUACUUCAGCUUUGGGCACUGGGUCGCGCUGCGAUGCCCGAUGUUCUCAAGGCCGAGGGACAGGACUAUGUCGGCCCGAGCGCGAUCCCUAUGAACGAGGGUUGGCCCGUACCUCGCCCACUCACGGUUGAGGAGAUCAGGGAGUAUGUUAAGGACUACGCCACGGCUGCGGAUAACGCUGUGAAUAAGGCUGGCUUCGACGGUGUCGAGAUCCACGGGGCGAAUGGGUAUCUCAUUGAUCAGUUCACGCAGAGUGCUUCGAACAACCGUACGGACGAGUACGGUGGCAGUGUUGAGAAUCGGCUGCGGUUCGUCAAGGAGGUUGUUGAGGCUGUCACUGCAGCUGUUGGACAGGAGCGCACGGGCAUCAGGUUCUCGCCCUGGUCGAAGUUCAACUCCAUGCGCUCGGAGAACCCCGUCCCGACCUUCUCAGCAUUGAUCACCCAUCUGCGCGAUACCUAUGGCAAGUUGGCCUACAUCCACGUCAUCGAACCGCGCAUCGGUGGCGACAACGACGAGUCUGACUCGGCUCAAGAGCGCGAGUCUAAUGCCUUCGCGCACGAGAUCUGGGGAGAUCGCCCGAUUCUUGUUGCGGGUGGGUAUACACGCGAAACGGCGUUGAAGGCUACAGAGAAGGAUAAUGUGAUUGUCACGUUUGGACGCAACUUCCUUGCAAACCCUGAUCUCCCGGCGCGUCUGAAGGACAACCUGAAGCUCAACGCGUAUAAUCGCGCAACAUUCUAUACACCCGGCCCAGUCGGCUACGUCGACUAUCCAACCUCCGAGGGCAAGACGUCGUAG
Peniophora sp. CBMAI 1063 is the source of this 1104-nucleotide messenger RNA. Lineage: Eukaryota; Fungi; Basidiomycota; Agaricomycetes; Russulales; Peniophoraceae. The record is from the annotation of a GenBank genome assembly.